Messenger RNA from Zeugodacus cucurbitae (melon fly), 6021 nucleotides. RefSeq lists its product as hypothetical. Gene Ontology annotation, biological process: regulation of transcription by RNA polymerase II. Gene Ontology annotation, cellular component: nucleus. The transcript is spliced from 6 exons. The record is from RefSeq and is a predicted model, not a curated record. NCBI's taxonomy places the organism in Eukaryota, Metazoa, Arthropoda, Insecta, Diptera, Tephritidae. The coding region runs from base 977 to 1843 and encodes 288 amino acids. Gene Ontology annotation, molecular function: RNA polymerase II cis-regulatory region sequence-specific DNA binding; DNA-binding transcription factor activity, RNA polymerase II-specific.
UGCUUUCGACACGUCGGACAUCGUAGUUCGUUUAAUUUGUGUUUAUGUGACAGUGAAAACGAAAUUUGUUUUGAAUUUUUAGUUUCGUAGCAAAUCGUACGAUUAUAAAAUUGAAUAGUUUUAUAAUUCGGUGAUUAUUAUACUCGUACAUACAUAUCUGGUAUAAAGGGAAUAAAGUGGCGGUUUAACAUUGUCUAAUGAAGAUACUCUAACCCGGUAUGCUUUAUCGGUUAGCAGAUAUUCUUAACUUCAUAUCUUGCGAGUUAACGUGUAUUCAGUGCGCGUAAUUCAACAGCAAAUAGCAAGUGAUAAACCCAUGAAGCUGGUGUAUUUGAAAUAAAAGAAUAAAGUGGCAUUAUAUAAAUAUUAAAGCAUUAAAGCAUUACAAUAAAAUUUUCACCAUUAAAAAAAUAUGCUGCAAAUUAAGUAAAAUAACUUUCAACGAAAAAGUGAGUUCUACAAUAAGUGUUUUUAAAAUUAAUUAAAGAAGUGUAAUAAUUGUAAUAGUUAAAUAAAAGCCAGAGUGUAAGCGUGCUAAUCAAGAUGAAUCUUAAACUUAAUUAGACGAAGUGAAUUAAUUGCUGCCAUCCAAGAGUUGCAAUACUACGACAACACGUUGAUCACAGCGAUUUAGCUACCAGCACCAGCUACCAGCUUUGUUGUUUUUGCCAGCGCUGUUAGGUGAGCGAACUUUUUAUAAGGUUCAUCCCAAAGGAUUACGGCACGGGCACGUUCAGCGCUCAGCAGUAAAAAGUGAAUAAGGCGACCAACACCGGCAUUUCAAGUUCCAUUGACAAUAACAACAACAGUGUGAAAAGUGUAAAAGCAAAAGCAAACACAAAGAAAAAUAUUCUAUAACAAUUCGAGCUAUACUCAAUCAAAAACGUUCUUACCAACAUAUUGUCAAUUCACAUCAACUUUUUCGGCCGAAAGAAGCGUGAAUUUUUUGAGAACAACAACUAACAACUACAACAAAAUGCUUCCACACAUGCAACGUCGCCGAUUGGGUUCCGUCGGAGAUUCGGCGCCCCCGUCCGAGUCCUCCGAGGGCACAAAUUCAUCCGAACAGCACGAGCUGAUGAUCAAUCCCGAUUGGUCGGCACACUCACACACUUCUUCGGUGCACACAAACACACACACCACUGCAGCGACGAACAACACCAACACAACAAGUAAUCACAACAACACAUAUUUCGUUGGCUCCGAUGUGGACGCCGACACGCUAAGCAUCGACACAACAAGCAAUUCAAAUCUCUCCGACUAUGAACGCGGUCAAGUGGAGAGCUUUUUCGGCGGUUUAGGCACCGAAAUUUAUGUCUGCUCGUCGUUGGCCAAUCUGUAUGAAGGCACCGGUAAAGAGGGUGACUGGCGUCUCGUCUUCACCGGCAUACCAGUCGUUCUACAUGAUCGAGGGAGCUCACGCGCACGAUCCAUUCCGCGCGUGACGCUGGUGUUGGCUGAACGCGGCUCCUCGUUUGCACUCUGGUCAGAUCGCAUUGAUAACUUGUCCAAUUAUCGUUUCGCCGGUCCAUCCUUCCACACGAUGUGCCUCUCAACGAACCAUCAGCAGCUGAUUGGCUUCAGUUUCGAUUCAACCGAAUCGGCUUGCGAACUCUAUCAACACAUUGAGAAGCUGGUGAGUGAUCCGGAAAAUAUAGCGCUCUCAAUGCCGGGCAAGAAGAAGAAGCUAAAACAAAAGCGUGUCAAGCCGGCUCCCCUGCCGCCCAAAUCUCAGAUCUCGCAGCCAUGCCAAUUUCAGCAUGUCACGAGCGUUACAAAAGACGAUACGGAUCGGUACUACAGUAUGCAAGCGUUCGCGCCGCCGUCCUUGAAGCACCGUUGAGAGUAAGUGAAAUUAAGUGGAAUAGGGAUAGCGAACAGCGAAGUAGCCAUAAACUUACAUGCGUAAGUGUGUUUGUAUGUAUAUACUAUAUAUAAAUUACAUAAAUUAGUGGUAAAGCACCGCGUGGAACGGUCCAUAGAAAGGUAACGACGUCAAUUCGUCAGCUUAUAGCCUAGACAGACGGCAGAGUUAACCCCUAUUAACUGCGUUAUUAAUAAGUUCCAAAUUUGUAGGUGACAGACGGCAGCAAAGCGAGUAAUAAACUCCCAUAAAUAGCUGAUUGGCAAUGAUGAUUUUCAGUUCGGUAAAAUAAAAUUGGAUAGAAGGCAAAUAUUGCGGUUGUUAGCCGCACAAUUAGUAAAACAUCAAUUAAAUUGAAAUUAAAUGAUUAUUAAAAUAAAUAUACAUAAAUACGUUAUUAUUGGAACUUCCACUUUAGAAAAAUUUAGCUAUUUCAUUGCAUGCAUCAGUUUUGCUUAUUUUCAUUCACAAUAGGUUAAAAGCGGCCAUGUUUAACAAUGUUGCUGCGAAAAUGUCACUAACUCCCACUAACACUCUAAAAUGUUGAGGGUUAAAUGGAAGUUAGCAAACGGAGUUAACUGAGAUAACGCCGAUUAAGUUAAACCCGAUUAAGUUAAUCCGGAUUAAGUUAAUCCGCCGUCUGUCAGGGGUAUUAGUCUUAAGUAAACUUUUAACAAUCCAACUUUUUUUAUUAAUAAAUAGAAAAUAAACGAUGUUAGCGUAAAAUUGUUUCAAACUGUUUGAAAGUAGCCAAAAUCAAUAAGCCGACCUUUGUAUCUUUCUACGCGCCUACAAGCCAGACAUUUCUGUGUAAUAAAUAAAUAAAUAACUAAAUAAAUAAAUGAAUAAAUAUUUAAUAUUUACGUGUGUAUAUGUUAGAUUGAAUUUGCGUGUUGCAUAUGCAUGUUUAUCUGUGAUAUAGGCAAAAAUCCAUUUUAUAUAUGCUACGCGAGAAAAAAAAAACAAAUAAAGAAAAUAGAUUUUGUUUAAGAAUUUCUUACCACUAAAAUCCAGAAAAUACAAACAGUAAAUUAAAUAUACUUACGAGUAGAUACUAAGUGAACGAGCUAUUGAGGUGCCGAGAAAAUCCGCGAAAAGUCCAUAAUUAUUAAGCUAAGACAUAAACACGUUAAAGUUAUAAAACAAUUAGUCACCGUUAUCAAACGUUUUAUAUAUAAGAGCUAAGUCAAAUGAAAAAAAUUUUAAAAUUAAAGAAAUAUGUAUGUAAUCAUUCAUUUUUUAGUAACUUUAAAUUUUUUGUUCAAUUUCAAUUUACUACACGUCGAUUAUUUCAAGUAAAUUUCUAGGUUUUAUGAUAAAGAUACUGAGAGUAAACAACACCCAACACUGUAAUAAAGUAGUAAUGAAGGAUCUAACCUCUAAAGGGAAUAUAGGUAUUUUUAAUUUAUCUCAAAAGUAGCAAUUAUGUAUAGGUUAAAAUCAAAUCAGAUCUUGCAAACUUUGAAUUGUUUUAUAGUCAAAAAAUAGUUUUUAAAAUUUCAAAGUAUAACACUAACCAGCUCUUUGAAUUGAAUUUUCGAAAAAUUCAGUAUGAAAAGAGUAUAUUUCAAACGGUUUGUUCUAUUGACAAAAAUGCGACGUUUCGGAAAGAAAGAGAUGUUUAAGCCACGCUUCAAUAAUAAGAGAUUUUAUUGAAGUUCGUGGACAAUUUGUUAAGAUUUUCAGUGUCAUUUUUUCACAUGAAUGUGAUUAUUGCGAUGAAUUCCAAUUUCAGCAAAAUGUUUGAUUUUAUUUUACUCAAAUCUCUCAUAAUUCGCAUUGGCUCCUGAUGAUGGGCAAUAUUUCAUUACCGAUGAUUUUUUUAUUUUGAAUUACGAUCGCAAUGUCAGUUCAAUAAUUUGAGGUAAUUACGAAAGCGGUUAAAAGUACCUACAAUUAAUUUAAUUCAUAAAAUUUAUUAAUUAAUUGUGAUUACAAAAGCAGGCAAAUUUUGGAUAUUAUUAAAAUAAAUAAAUAUGAAAAUCUGAUGAAUUUUAAAAAUUAAUGUGGAUUACAAAUUUUCAUAAAUUUAAAUAAAUAACAGUCAAGAUCUAAUCAAGAAAAAUGCAAUAUUAUUUGGUUAGAAAUUUUAAAUUUCAAAAUAUGAUUUAUAUAUACACAGCAUAUAUGUUAUACCUUACCACAAAUGAUAGGUAAUUCAUCUAAGAUUUUAGUUUCAUUCAUUUAUGAAUAUUUAGUUGAGAAUGAAACUAUUGAAACAAAACGGAUAUCGGAAUCUUUAUUAUUAUUCUAAACAAAAUUAAAAUGCUAGUUGGCAUGAAGAUCCGAACCUCUUUAAAUGUUACUGUCGUACGCUUGGUUUUGAAAAUAACAUCAACAAAAAAAUCAAUUAAUAUACACAUACUUAAGCUAAUUGAAAGAAUUUACGAAGUGAUAAUUCACAGCAAUCAAGAAAAUCAAGCGAUGAAUGAAGUUGCUGUGCCUUCAUUUUCAUAUUUCAGCAUUUAUUUAGAUAAAUAGAAUAAUAAUUUUAAUUAAUUUCAGACCUUUUAAAAUUGUCAAAUAUGUAUAUUAUAUGAAAAUAUAUUAAAUAUAUAUAUUAUUAAUAUUUACAAAAAAAUAGUUUUAAAACCGAUGUAUGAUAUAGUUCGAUAUGAGUCACUUUAUGAUAAAUGGAAUUUCUAAGAUAAUUACAAGUUAAUUUUUCUCUCGUAUUACGGCAAGCGAAUGAAAAAUUUGAAAUUUUUCGUUAUCAGGGGUUUUGAAAUUAACGUAAUUUAUAUAAAAUAUAUGAUUUAAAUACUAUUUUCCAAUAACUAGCAAACAAUAAAAUCGUCCUCUCAAUAUAACAAUAGCGUAUGUGCUCAUACGCCAUUAUUUUUUUAUUGCAUAUUUAGAAUCUUCAUCAUUGAUUCUAUGUCUUUUCAAAAUUUCGUCAAAUUCUACUUCCACAAAGUGGGUCAAAAUGUCAUUGGCAAAAAUGGUGUAUAAUUUCAUGUUCAAAAAUUUCCUUCAUUUCUGAUUUGACAAAAACUUUAAACUCGAUUUUCUCAAAACCAAAAAAAAAAAAUUAUACGCUAUUGUUAUAUUGAGGGGACGAAAUAAUACAAGAAAAUGUUUUGUUUUAGUUUUAUAAAAAAUCAAAUUAUAAUAGAAUAUAAUAGAAUAUAAUACCUAGUUCACACAUUGUUAUUCAAUAUAAACACGAGUUACCAUAACUUGAGCUACAAAAAUUAUUAUUGUUUUUUAUUAGUAAACAUAAAUAUAUAAUUAGUUCACAUGUAAAAAAUAUUUGAUUUAAUAAUCACAAAAUAUAUCUCAAUAUGUCAUGACAUAAAAAUAUAAAGAAAGUAAUAUUAUUUGUAUUCACAAUAUUUUAAUUUAUACUCGUACUUGUAUUAUUAUGGGGCACUACGGUUGACACAAUAAUUAAGUUAUUUAACCUUAAACACUUAGAAAUUAACAAGCAAAAUGCGAAAAAAACCAUGUAUGUAUGUAAUAUGCUAAUGAAAUCACAAGCGUUUUUAUUACUUUACGUGUAAAACAUACAAAUUAAGUAAAUUAGCCGAAAUGUUUAAAAAGUGCACACACACACACACACACGAAAAAUGCGAGCAAUAUGUGUGUGUGUAUGUUCGUAGUUUUUAGUACAAAUGGUAUGAUGACAAGACCCUAACUGACAUUGCCGGCGAAUUGCCGUAAUUGUUGAAUAAAAGUGACAAUUACAUUUAUCUUGAAAGCGAUCGGUCAUUGAGGCCAUCGGCUGUUUGAACUUGUAAUAUAAAACAAUCAAAAUAAAGGCAAAACUCAGCAAAUGUACAUACAUAAAUCAGUUGGCAAUUGUCUUGUGGGAAAACCUUAGUUGUACAAGUAUGUAGCUUUUAUCAUGCCUAUACACAUACGUAUAUGUAUGUAUGUAUAUUUAUUAUCGCAAACUUAUUCAAUGUCAAAUUAAAUAAAUAUUUGUAAGUGAAAUUGAAGCGGGUUGGGCGAUUGCAACAAUUGGCUGCGUCUUCUAGAAUAUCUUGUUGAAAUGUCAAAGCAAUUGGUAUGCCGCUCAGGACAUGCAGAAUACAUUAAUACCUUUAUGUAUUAUAAUAAAUAUUAAAUAAUCGCUGUCAUGUUUUAAGUGCGACAUGUAUCAUUGCAAUGAAAUAAAUAUAUACAUAAUACAAUUAUCUAUUCCGAAUCUUAAA